Molecule: messenger RNA, 2193 nt
Organism: Saccharomyces eubayanus
Lineage: Eukaryota; Fungi; Ascomycota; Saccharomycetes; Saccharomycetales; Saccharomycetaceae
Gene: BUD14
Product: protein phosphatase regulator BUD14
Exons: 1
Coding region: 1-2193 (730 amino acids)
Biological process (GO): establishment or maintenance of actin cytoskeleton polarity
Cellular component (GO): cell tip; microtubule cytoskeleton
Molecular function (GO): protein binding
Source: RefSeq, a predicted model, not a curated record
AUGAGUAAUAAGGAACAGCAUGUUGAUGGGGCUUCAGAAAGUGCUGUCAAGGAGAUCAGGUCUAUAGCUGCUACGCGUGACGGUGGUUACGUGCCUCCGUUGAUGACGUCGAAGUUGGGCAUGGACUCUUCUCAAUCGCAUGCGCUGCUGAAUGAUCCGACCCUAAUAGAGGACUUUUCAGAUAUUAUCAAGAACAGGCCUACCAUGGGAAGCCAGCAGGCUUCGGGGAACGAGGAUUCUGAGAGCAUGGGUGGGAGUGUUGUUGUGACGCCCACAUCCAAUAAGAGCUCACCUUUCAACUCGAAACUCAGUAUACUAGGUAAUGCAGCAGAAAAGACCCAUGCGCCUUUGCGACAUAAAGACGACGACGACGACGAUGUCGAGGAAGAGGUGGAGGUGGAGGCGGAGAAACAUACACACGAAGGUAGUGGAAGGGGCCAACGACAUUCAAAAGAGAACUCCACAGAACUGCCCGGCUCUUACGAUUACUCGGAUUCAGAAUUUGAGGACAAUUUGGAGAAAAGGCUACAAGAUAUCGAAACGGACCCUACGGAUAGUGGCGAUAACGAGGAGGAGGCGGAGGAGGAGCAGGAGGAGCAGCAUUCUGUGGUGGACGAUAUUGCGAACCAUGAACUCGCUGACAUGGACGAUUUUAGCGAUGGUUUGAAGUACGCCAUUUCCGAAGACGAAGACGAAGAAGGAGAAGAAAACUACUCUGACGAUUACGAUUUUGAUAGAAAGUUCGAAGACGCGGACUUCGAAGGUGAAAGCGGUAGCUUGGACGAAGAAAACGACGAUUAUCAACCCUUGCCGCCACCAAGAGAACUAGAUCCUGAUAAAUUAUAUGCACUUUAUGCGUUUAACGGACAUGAUUCUUCGCAUUGUCAACUGGGACAGGACGAACCGUGUAUAUUGCUGAACGACCAAGAUGCCUACUGGUGGUUAGUGAAAAGGAUCACGGACGGUAAGAUUGGGUUUGCGCCUGCGGAAAUUCUGGAAACAUUCCCCGAAAGAUUGGCUCGAUUGAAUUGCUGGAAAAAUGAAAAUAUGUCUUCGCAAUCUGUAGCUUCAUCAACGGAUUCCAAGGAUGACUCCCAUAAGAAUAACGAGAGUGAUGCAGACAGUAUGACCCCCACACCAGCAUUGAAGGGAUACGGGAAAGGUAACAAGUCUGUUAGCUUCAAUGAUGUUGUUGGUUACGCAGAUAGGUUUAUAGACGAUGCAGUUGAAGAGAAAUCCUCGGAUAGUGACGAAGAUGGUGAUAACGAGGGUGAGAAAGACGACGACCAUGGUGAUGACGACGAUGAUGAUGCAAAAGUAAGACACCGGGAUGAAUUCACUGAGGCUAAGCUGAACUUUACCAAAUUUGAGGACGAUGAUAUGAGCGAUGUAGUGAGCGAUGUUUCCUUCAGUACGUCUCUGAAUACACCUUUAAACGUUAAAAAGGUUCGGAGAGCUAAUAAUAAAAACGACGUCCUACUCAAACCUGUUUCAUCACUAGUAAUGCCACUAUCAUCCAGUAAUGAAGACAAAUAUGGACUCAAUGCUAACCAAGACGUAAAGGACGAGAAAUCGAAAAUAACUGAUGGUGAGUUCGAUACUGAUUUGAAAAAAGUUUUCGAAGCCCCUCGUAUGCCAUUUACAAACGGAAUGGCGAAAUCCGAUUCCCAAAACUCUCUUUCAACAAUUGGUGAGUUUUCACCUUCGUCAUCGGAAUGGACGAACGAUUCACCUUCCGCACCAGCGGUGGUAGAGGAAAUCAGUGGUAUUCCAUCAUCUAGAGCAAUAAAGGACAUUUCACAAUAUAUUCACCCAAGUUUGAAAAUUCAAGAGUCGUCGAACAACGAAAACGUACAAGAUCAAGCACAAGACAAGACGCAAGAUAAGCCCACCCCGGAAGCUACCGGAGAAAAGAACCCCCAAGCUGAAGUGGAACAACCCAAAGAGGAUACAGAAAAGCAAUCAAGCGUAUCGCUACAUUCAUCAUCAGAGGAAGAUUUUUACAUGGAUGAACAAAGAGUGAUAUCUUCAGCAAGCGUAAAUAGUUCAUUUUCCGGAUUAAGGGUACCUUCUAACACCAAUGUAUCCGAUCCAACUUCUAAGCCACACUCCCUGGUUCAGCAUCUCUAUGCUCCAGUUUUUGACAGGAUGGACGUGUUAAUGAAGCAAUUAGAUGACAUUAUUCGCAAAUGA